CAGGGGCUGCACGCAGGUGACGUCCUUUCGCUUCAGCUCGGCCGCCAUUUUGGGGUGGGCAGAUUUUUGCGCAGCUCUGUUUGCUGCCCUGAGAAAUAGUGCAAAACAAAAGUGUAAUCUUUCAUUCGCUUGCCCCAAAAUGGCUGGAGUCACGAUAAAUCGUAAGGGUUGAUGAACACGAUUCGGCAGAUGAAUAAUGAGGGUAUGGUGACUGAAACCAGCGUCUUCGUUCCUCAGUGAGGGGAGAUCUCAGCCUUGAGCAGCGACUGCUGCUAUCUAUGCGGAGGGGUGGCUGUAGUCGCUAAUAACCUUAAGAAGCAUGAGCGAAAAGCACUUGAAAAAGUCGUGCUCUGAAACUCGAAUGCGAAAGAGAAAGAAAGGCGAUACUACGGAGUCACGAUUUCCUCCGCCGCCUUACUCGAAACUACGCCCGGUGUAGGGGAGCGCGUUGCUAACUGGGCACCGCCCUUCCCCCCUUCUUCUCCUCCUCCUCUUCCCAAUGCUGAACCUGGCCCCGCUGCUGUAGAUGAGGCAUCCCCGGCGUGCUUGGUAAUUCGUGAUGUUGAUAUCUGACCAACAGAAAAUGAGCUGAUACAAUCAACUGUUUAUGGACCAUCACUGGAAAACACUGGUUGCAAACUGUUGUGUGCUGGAUCUGGAUCAGUGAUACAACAACAAUCAAAUGACAGUUUUUCAAUGUUCUUAUGGAUAGCAUUGUGAACAGCAUGACCUACCAACUACUAUUUUUUCUGUAAUGAACAGCUGGGAGAACCCCUUUAGAGCGAGAGAACUACUUACGUAAAAAUGCAUCCAGUUGUGACUGAACACCAGAUAAGUGCUGUGGUAGACAUGGACUUCAUGUCAUGUUGGCUUUCUGUUUAAAAGACAGAAGGCUGGCACUUCUAAAGGGACAGUGACAAAGUGAUGACCAAGUGCCAAGUGCCAGCUGUCCUUAUUCACCAAAUUGAAGAAGAAUUGGAUAAAGAAGAAGGUGAGAUAAUGGUUUUCCUUUGCCGAGACCUUGCUCCUGACUUGGCUACUGCUGAUCUGAGAGAGCUUUUGAUGGCUUUGAAUGAGAGGGAGAAACUGUCUCUUCUUGGAUUGUCUGAGCUGCUGUACAGAGUUAAGAGGUUUGAUUUGCUGAGAAGGAUCUUGAAGACUGAGAAAAUAACAGUGGAAUUUAACCUUGCCAGGAGUCCCAGACUUGUCCCUGAUUACAGGGUACUAAUGGUAGAGAUUAAUGAGAAUCUGGAAAAAGAAGAAGUGGGUUCUCUUGUUUUUCUACUCAGAGAUUAUGCACCUCGUAUGAAAUUGGCAAAAGAUAAGAGUUUCUUAGCUCUAGUGAUCGACUUAGAGAAACUAAAUUUGGUGGCUCCUAAUCAGCUGGAUCUGAUAGAAGAGUGUUUCCAAAGUAUUCACAGGAUAGACCUGAUUAAGAAGAUUAAGAAGUACAAACAAGAAGCUUUUGUGUCCUCCGUUCAUUCUCAGCCAGUGUAUGUAAAUGCACUUCAGGCAUCUCUCCCUAAUCUCAGUCUGAUUGAUCCUCCUUACAAUUCAGAGAUCCAGAACAUGAACAAAGAAAAAUCACAAAAUGGACAAAGCUUUUUUCAAGAAGAACCAGUCCACAUGUCCAUUCAAGAAUCAGGACCAGCAUCUCAUAAAGUGUUCAAUGAUCAGUACAGAAUGCAAAGUCAACCUUUAGGAAUAUGCCUGAUCAUAGAUUGCAUUGGUAAUGACACGGAUGUGCUGGAAGAGACCUUCAGAGGCUUAGGCUAUGAUGUUCGUUGCCACAGACAUUUAGAUAUGGACGCCAUGAAUGAAACGUUGCUUGAAGUUGCAGGGUUACAGAAGCACAGGAAUUGUGACAGUUUCAUUUGCAUAUUGGUCAGCCGUGGAAGUCCUCAGAGCAUCUUCUGUACAGACCAGACUUUUACUGGAUUCCCUUUGGAACAAAUAAAGAAAUAUUUUAUGGCAGACUCAUGUCCUGAACUCCGAGGAAAACCGAAGCUCUUCUUUAUUCAGAGCUAUAUUGUUCCCAAAAAUGAGCAAGAAUGUACUAGUAUGUUGGAAAUAGAUGGAAAUGAUGAUAAAAUUAUUGCUAAUGCAAAAAUCCCUUUGAAAGUCACUAUUCCCCAAGUAGCAGACAUCUUUUGGAGUCAGUGCAAGGUGGAUGUGUCUACAAUAGAAAAAUCUCCAACUUCAUCAUCGUAUUAUCUGCGUUGUCUGGCUGAGCUACUCCGUAAUCCUCAUAAAAGGAAACUGUCUAUAUUAGAUAUCCAUACAGAACUGAACAGAAAAGUCUAUGAAUGGAAUAAGACUACAGACCCAAGCCAACAAUACUCACUUCUGCUCCAGCACACACUGAGGAAAAAACUUUUUCUUUCUCCCACUUAACCACUAUUGGAAAUAAUAUGUUUGAAGUAGCUGAGAAAUGCUUACCAUGAUCCACUUUCACCCACGCUUUAAUUUCAUAUGUAUCUGAAGUGCCUGUUGCUUCUAAACCCAGUGAUUUAGAAGCAUUUUGGGUUGUUAAGGCACUAUAUUUUAUAUUUUAAUACAAAGGGCUCUGAAAGAUUGGAUAAUAAUGGCAGCUAUUGCAUAGACCAGCAACAGACCAUACAACCAAGUGCAACAGGUAAACAGUGUAUAAAGAGCUCUAAACUGUACAGUUGGGUUUUCUAAGGUUUUGUGUUUUAUUGUUUGUAUUUUAGCAUACCUGGUAUCAGCGCAAUGAUCUAUGCUCAUAUUUUGUUGCUUAAAACAACCAAGCCAGUGCAAAACAUUGAAGUUCAGCAUGCGAACUGUUAAAAAUUGACCAGGUACUUAUUCCCAGCACUUAAUAAUGAAAAAUGUGACAGGAGAAGAUGCCUACCCAGCAACACCAGCUCUUUGGUAACAAGUUCUGACUUCUGUGCCUCCACAGACUUUAGCAAAACAUAAGGAAGAGAGAGAUGGUCUUCUAAAUAAUUUGGAUUCUAUCUGUCUGUAUUAGAAGAUGUGAUUCACCCAUAACCCUGUGUCAUCACUAGUGUCCACAGCAUACAAGAGUUGUAUGUUAAUAGAUCAGUCUGACAUGAUUUGUGCUGUUUUCCACUGAUGCAAAAAUGAGUCUACAUGUGGCAGGGUUUUAUGGUUGUCUGUGCAGUUUAAAAAAAAAAGUGUGGCACCAGGCAUAGUUGCAAAAGUACGUUGUUUUCCACAUUUCAACCAAACGUAACCCACUGCCUGUUAAGACCAAAUUAAAUUAGGUUUCUCUCUCCUCACACACAUCGCUUUUGCUUAUGGAAAAGGAUAUGUUGUCUUAAACUGAUUUAUUUUUUCAAGUUGCCCUCAUCCCCCUAGAAAAGGUAGGAGUGAAAAUUGUAUUUUUUUUUUUUUUUUCUCCAGUGGAGUAGAUUCUUUACAUGAAGAGUUCAGUUGACCUGCUUGCUAUAUAACUGUAAGACUUGGAUGUGUUGUAUUGAAAUCCAUUGUGGAUAAAUCUGGGGCAUUCUCUUCGCAACUUAAAUAGGUUAAUUUCAAACUUGUAAUACUAUGUUAUAGUCUCCUGUGCAGAAAAAAAUAAAAUUCAAGGCUUUGGUAUGCCUUCCUUGAUUUCUAGUAUAAUUACAUAAUAUUUAUACUAGUUCCUUGAGCAAAAAUACGGCAAAAAGGUUUAUUUGCUAGUGUACCUGCAUUUUAUUUGAGCAAAAAGCAGGUGUGCUUUUUAUAUAUCACUUUAUCGGCAAUGUUUUUCAUCAUAGAUCAGGUCUAAAAGGUAGCUAACAGUACUGCAUUGUUACUAAUUAUGGUAGCCAUGGCCACAAAACUUACUCUGAUAGCAGGGACACUUUUUAUCCCUCAACAUUAUGCUGUACUUCUGGAUGUUGGCUUGACGUUGUUUUUAAUAUCUUUUUUUUU
Oxyura jamaicensis (ruddy duck) is the source of this 3900-nucleotide messenger RNA. RefSeq names its product CASP8 and FADD like apoptosis regulator (gene CFLAR). Gene Ontology annotation, biological process: proteolysis; negative regulation of extrinsic apoptotic signaling pathway via death domain receptors. The record is from RefSeq and is a predicted model, not a curated record. The transcript has 12 exons. Lineage: Eukaryota; Metazoa; Chordata; Aves; Anseriformes; Anatidae. Gene Ontology annotation, molecular function: cysteine-type endopeptidase activity; protein binding. Bases 925 to 2394 code for a protein of 489 amino acids.